Diaporthe batatas is the source of this 468-nucleotide messenger RNA. RefSeq lists its product as uncharacterized. Bases 1 to 468 code for a protein of 155 amino acids. The transcript has a single exon. Gene Ontology annotation, molecular function: fatty acyl-CoA hydrolase activity. The record is from RefSeq and is a predicted model, not a curated record. Lineage: Eukaryota; Fungi; Ascomycota; Sordariomycetes; Diaporthales; Diaporthaceae.
AUGGCUGGCUCAACACCAUCCAGCGCACCGGUCUCCGUGUCCGACCAUGUUGAACAAGUGUGGGCCACAAAGAUCACGACCUCCCAGCCAUACAACAUCCUCAUCCCAACCAUCAAGCUCGUCUCGGCAACCUCAGAUGGCCGCGUCAUUGGCCAGUUGGUCCUGGAGGGAAAACAUGUCAACUCGCUCGGUGGCAUCCACGGCACCACCUCUGCCGCUAUUGUGGACUUCACCGCCGGUAUGGCCAUCGUUGCAAAGAGUGGCGGCCACAAGACAGGCGUCUCGACAGACAUCCACAUCUCCUAUGUGGCCAGUGCCAAGGUCGGCGACACGGUCGAGGUGGAGUGCUGGCUGAACAAGCUGGGUAGGAAUCUGGCUUACACGAGCAUGGAGAUCAGGAAGGUCGUCAAGCCAGGCGAGGACAAGAAGGUCCUGGUCACUGGUAGCCAUACCAAGUAUGUUGCCUGA